Messenger RNA from Pocillopora damicornis (cauliflower coral), 2454 nucleotides. Its product is annotated as solute carrier family 49 member 4 homolog. NCBI's taxonomy places the organism in Eukaryota, Metazoa, Cnidaria, Anthozoa, Scleractinia, Pocilloporidae. Gene Ontology annotation, molecular function: transmembrane transporter activity. Gene Ontology annotation, biological process: transmembrane transport. The record is from RefSeq and is a predicted model, not a curated record. Gene Ontology annotation, cellular component: intracellular membrane-bounded organelle; membrane.
AACUCGCCGGCGGUAAAGUAAGAAGUUUCCUUCGCUACUGAUUUUUUCCUUGCCCUUAAGGUGUAAUUCUGCACUAAGGUUAUUACAGAGGGAGAGAAAAAAGGGCUUACGUUGUUCCAAGUAAAGUAGUGCAUGCUUUCUCAUUUUGAAGCUAUAUUUGGGACGCCGGUCAGGUCCUAAAAUUCUGUGCGAAAAACCGGAAACAGCGCAAGAGAAACCUUUCCAAAAAAUCAAGAAGCCUUUUCAAAAGCAAAGUGAAAGAGAAACAUUGUAAUUUGCCUGUCUUUUGGCUUCGCAAUCACAAUGAACCAAGGGAAAUCCUUCGAGGAGAGAGCAGCAUUGCUUCGUUCUGAUGAUCGCCGAUACAAAUCCAUGGGAUCUGUUCACCAGAAUAAAUGCAAAAUUUACAAGCGGCGAUGGUACAUUUUGGCAGUCUUCUCAGUCGUUGCUGCAUUGAAUAAUUUGAUUUGGAAUACGUGGGGACCCAUACAAGGCACUUCACAAGUGGUGUUUGGCUGGGAUAGUACGACCAUAACGUUGCUUGCAGAUUGGGGUCCAAUUUCGUUCGUGGUCACAGUAGUACCAAUGUGCUGGCUUAUGGAUAUGAAAGGUUUAAGAGUAGCUGUUCUGGCAGCUGUUUUCUGUGAAUUCAUUGGAGCAGGUCUGCGAUGUAUACCCCUUAAUGAUGAGCAUGUUACCCUUCAAACUUGGCUCAUCCACUGUGGACAAUUCAUAACUGGAAUUGGGGGACCCAUUGCCAUGGCAGCAGCUCCAAUGGUGUCUGCAGCAUGGUUUCCUCCAGAUCAGCGAACAACAGCUACAGCCAUUUCCUCCCUUGCCUGCUAUAGUGGAACUGCACUUUCUUUUAUUCUUGGACCCCUUAUGGUUCCAGAUGUAGGGGAUAUGAAAGCUGCGCAAAAUUUAACCACUAACUCAGGGAUUGACUAUUUGGCUUUAAGAAAGCUUUUCAACCAGAGUGAGAUUGACCAUUUGAGAGAUAAAAUCAUGAAUCUCAUGUACACUGAGUUGGGGAUCACUACUAUAACGAUGCUCUUUGUUAUCAUCCAUUUUCCUGAGAAGCCAAAGCUACCACCAAGCGUCACUGCUGCUAUGGGACGGCUGGAAUUUAAAAUCGGUGCCAAGAACUUACUGAAGAAUGGCCAGUUCUGGUUGUUGGUUUUUAUUUAUGGUAUGGGAACCGGAGUCUAUGGUGGUUGGUGCUCGAUAUUGGAUCUUAAUCUCUCACAGUUCCACAUUGAUCAGAAAACAGCUGGAUGGUUGGGAUUUGGGGCUGUUGUUGCUGGAUCAGUCUCAGGAAUUUCCCUCUCAAUAUUUGCAGAUCACUUCACUCGUUACAUGAAGCUGAUUGUUAUAGCACUCUUGACUGGUGCCACAGUAUCACUGAUGAUAUUUACUCUGAUUUGUGCUGGUGUUCUUCCAUACUCAAAAGUGGUCCUGUUUGUAACCAGCAUCCUGGGAGGACUGUUUGUAAAUGGAACAAUUCCUUUGUUCUUUGAAUUAGCAGUGGAAUCUACGUACCCAGUUGCAGAGGGAAUCACUUCAGGUUUUCUUACAUUCUCCAAUAAUUUCCUACAAGUUGUUUUCUAUAUUUUCCCAAUGCUGCCAAAGUUUGGGUUGAGAUGGAUUAACUGGUGCACAUUUGUGACAACUGCCCUUUGUAUUCCUCUACUGGCACUUUGGAGGCAAAAGCGUUACCGCUCUGAUGUUGAUGCCAAAGACUGCUACAUUCCUGCCCCACAUAACAGAGAAUUGAAUGCUGAGGUUAAUUAUGGUGGCGUGUCAUCUACUGGUACAAAUGGACAUCCUUCAUUUCCUUCAAUACAGGAAAACACUGAUGGUUUGACUCCCAGUGCAUGAAAUUGAUACUCCCAAUUUUUGGGAUAAUUUGGAUAACUUAACCUCCCCAAAUGUAUUUAGUAUACACAACUCUCAUGUUUCUAGCAAUUUAAAGGGGAUAUUUGCAGGGUUGAAUGUUUCCUAAGUUUUACUCCUUGAGCCAUUAUCUUUCUCUGACACCUUCUUUGCCUUGGUUCAUACAGAGGAGCUGCUUUCUACUCCUACUGAAAAGAUAUAUCACUAAGAAUUAAUCCUUCUGUUUUAGAAGUUGAAGGGAGAUAGGGAGAAGUCAUUUCUGAAAAUAAAAAAGGAUGUUGAAAUUUCAUCCUGGUCACCAUGUAUGCGUAAUACUCAUAACUAUCUUGAUUGAUAAACCUUUAACCCCUUAGAGUGUGUGCCUUCUAGUUUCUCCUUACAAUAUCACCAUUAAAUCAAAUGUUAAAGUCACAAGUAUAAAAGAAAGGGUCACCAAUUUAACCCUUUAACUCCCAAGAUCUGAUUGUUAAUUCUCCCUUCUAGCUGCUACACAUUUCCUUGUAAAUUAGCUAUGAGAACUUGGUGUUAGAUCAAGAUAGCAGCUUCUACCUGAUAACUUUG